Messenger RNA from Hydra vulgaris (swiftwater hydra), 1211 nucleotides. RefSeq names its product ER lumen protein-retaining receptor 2. Gene Ontology annotation, cellular component: endoplasmic reticulum; membrane; cis-Golgi network. NCBI's taxonomy places the organism in Eukaryota, Metazoa, Cnidaria, Hydrozoa, Anthoathecata, Hydridae. Gene Ontology annotation, biological process: endoplasmic reticulum to Golgi vesicle-mediated transport; protein retention in ER lumen. The record is from RefSeq and is a predicted model, not a curated record. Gene Ontology annotation, molecular function: ER lumen protein retrieval receptor activity.
GCUACGUGGAUGCAUCAAUUCGUGUUGCGCUCAAGUUGGUAGUAAAAAGAAUAGGUGUAUGUAUUAGCAUACUCGAAAGCUGAGGUUCGAGAGCUUAAUAUAACUACUAUAUUAUAGUAGCAAAAACUCGAUGUAUUUUGUUUUGUGAAUUUUUUAUUAUAUUAAAACGAUGAAUGUUUUUCGCUUGGUCGGAGACCUUUCUCAUCUAUUAGCUAUUCUACUUCUGUUAUGGAAAAUCUGGAAAACACGUUCUUGUGCUGGUGUUUCUGGGAAAAGUCAAGCUCUUUUUGCUUUGGUUUUUUUAACUCGAUACCUUGAUCUUUUUACCACCUUUGUCUCAGUGUAUAAUACAUUUAUGAAAAUUGUGUUCCUGGUGGCAACAUUUGCAACCUGCUAUCUGAUUUUAUUUAAAUUUAAAGCAACAUAUGACUCUAAUCAUGAUAGCUUUCGUGCUGAGUUCCUUGUUGUUCCUCUUGCUGGUCUAGCUGUUCUUGUGAACCACGAGUUGACAGUGUUUGAGGUUUUAUGGACAUUUUCUAUUUAUUUGGAGUCAGUGGCAAUUCUUCCUCAAUUAUUUAUGAUUUCAAAAACUGGCGAGGCUGAAAGUAUCACAAGUCAUUAUUUGUUUGCGUUAGGAUCUUAUCGUGCAUUGUAUUUGCUUAAUUGGAUUUACAGAUAUUAUUUUGAAGGAUUUUUUGAUCUUAUUGCCAUUGUUUCUGGAUGUGUGCAAACUGUCCUUUAUUGUGAUUUCUUUUAUCUAUACAUUACUAAAGUUUUGAAGGGUAAAUCAUUAAAGUUGCCAGCCUGAACAAGUAUUUGAUAUUAAAUUUCUUGAGAAAAGAAAUACGACGAAAUCUAUUUUAUUUAAUAAUAAUAUUUUGUUUACCAUAAAUUUAUUUUUCAAGCUUUUAUGUUUACACUUUAGUUUGUUGAGAAGUAUUUGUAUUUUUGUGGUUCUAAAAUGAUAAUUUUGUUUUGGCAUUCUCCGUUUUUACUAAUAAUACUGUUUUCAAUGCUAAAUGAUUUUUUCUAUACUUGAUAAAAAUUUACAUUGUACUUAAAAACUCAAUUAAAAUAUUUAAGCGCCAUUAUUUGGUUAAUCUUUCAUGUAUUUGAGUUGGAUAAAAUAUUGAAAGGUUUUUGUUGUAUUUAAACAAGUUUUCUUUAUGUCGUGUUAUGUAAUUUUAUCACAACAUUAUACGUGUUUUUUA